Messenger RNA from Leptonychotes weddellii (Weddell seal), 1875 nucleotides. RefSeq names its product tetratricopeptide repeat domain 5 (gene TTC5). Lineage: Eukaryota; Metazoa; Chordata; Mammalia; Carnivora; Phocidae. The record is from RefSeq and is a predicted model, not a curated record. Gene Ontology annotation, molecular function: protein binding.
GUGGUUACCAAGUUCGGGGCGGAGAAGCCGAGAGUGGCUGGGAAAUGAUGGCUGAUGAAGACGAGGAAGUCAAGCAGGUCUUGCAGAAAUUGCAGGCACUGGUGGAUCAGCUGUAUUCGUUUCGAGAGUGCUAUUUCGAGACACAUGGUGUUGAGGAUGCUGGAAGGAAGCAACAGGAUGUGCGGGAGGAGAUGGAGAAGACCCUGCAGCAGAUGGAGGAAGUAGUGGGUUCUGUCCAGGGCAAGGCACAGGUUCUGAUGCUGACUGGGAAGGCACUGAAUGUGACUCCUGACUAUAGUCCUAAGGCUGAGGAGCUUCUGUCAAAGGCUGUGAAGCUGGAGCCCAAGCUGGUGGAAGCCUGGAACCAGCUGGGUGAGGUAUACUGGAAGAAAGGCGAUAUUGCGGCUGCCCACACCUGCUUCUCAGGAGCCCUGACCCAUUGCAAGAACAAAGUGUCCCUUCAAAACCUGUCCAUGGUCCUUCGCCAGCUUCGGACGGACACUGGAGAUGAACAUUCUCGUCAUGUCAUGGACAGUGUCCGACAGGCUAAGUUGGCUGUGCAGAUGGAUGUCCACGAUGGCCGCUCCUGGUAUAUUCUGGGCAAUGCAUAUCUUUCUCUUUACUUCAAUACUGGCCAGAACCCCAAGAUCUCCCAGCAAGCCCUCAGUGCCUAUUCCCAAGCAGAGAAGGUUGACAGGACAGCUUGCAGCAAUCCUGAUCUUCAUCUGAACAGGGCAACGUUACAUAAAUAUGAAGAGAAUUACGGGGAGGCCCUGGAGGGCUUCUCUCGGGCUGCAGUCCUGGACCCUGCUUGGCCGGAGCCCCAGCAACGAGAGCAGCAGCUUCUGGAGUUCCUGAGUAGAUUAACCAGCUUCCUUGAGAGCAAGGGAAAGGUGAAGACCAAAAAGUUGCAGAGCAUGCUGGGAAGCUUGCGCCCAGCCCAUCUAGGCCCUUGUGGUGAUGGGCACUACCAGUCGGCCUCUGGGCAGAAGUUGACCCUGGAGCUCAAGCCACUGAGUGCCCUACAGCCUGGUGUGAACAGUGGUGCCGUGGUCCUAGGAAAGGUGGUGUUCAGCCUCACCACAGAAGAGAAGGUCCCCUUUACCUUUGGCCUGGUAGAUUCAGAUGGACCUUGCUAUGCAGUGAUGGUGUAUAAUAUGGUACAGAGUUGGGGAGUGCUCAUUGGGGACUCUGUAGCCAUUCCUGAGCCCAACCUUCGGCUUCACCGAAUUCAGCACAAAGGAAAAGACUAUUGCUUUUCCAGUGUUCGUGUGGAAACACCCCUCCUGCUAGUGGUGAACGGGAAGCCCCAGGGCUCCAGUAGCCAGGCUGCUGCCACCGUGGCAUCGCGGCCCCAGUGUGAAUGAGCUUACUUGACUGGCACGCUGAAGAAGGAGUCGGCGCGAGAGGAGAAGCUCACAGGCCCUUGGCCGCCGGACCAGCGACGUCCCGGGACUCGGCCGGGCCGGGGCGGAUGUUUGAGAUGAUGACUUUCCUUUCCUCUGCCCUAUGAGGCACUGUGUGUCUCUUCUUUCCCUCCUUUUAUCCCGUUCCAGCUCUCUCUGGGGCCACACGCUCCCCUGGUAUAACCUCUGCUGCCUCUUUCAUUGCUCUUCUGUUUUAGGCAAAGAGCAUGGAAUUGGUAGAAGGGUUGGGAUCUUGCCAUGGGACAGAGUUCCCAAGGUUCUUGUUCUUCUUGCCUCCUUCCUGAGCCUCAUGUGUAUAUAUCAUUUCAGUAUUUAUUGCUAAGGGAGGGGGCUUAAUUUUUUAAUGGCUUGUUUUUUUUGUUUUGUUUUUGCAAUUUUUAUUUUAUUUUUGUUUUUAAACUUUAGGUCCUUCCCCUUUGGGGCUGGAACAGAAUUAAAUUUGUUUGGA